Messenger RNA from Ilex paraguariensis (yerba mate), 775 nucleotides. The record is from the annotation of a GenBank genome assembly. NCBI's taxonomy places the organism in Eukaryota, Viridiplantae, Streptophyta, Magnoliopsida, Aquifoliales, Aquifoliaceae.
GUCUUCAUGCCCAUUCUAAAUCCAAACUGUUUCCCCACUGCCUCGCGUUUCACUUUACUCUUUUUAUGCUUUCCGCAGCCUGCUCUUCUGUGUUUUUCAUUCCCAGUUAGUCAUCGUUUUGAUCAAUACACCAACAGCAAGAAAAAAAAAGAGGCAACAAAUGAGUCGUUUUUGGACUGUGGUCACUCAUGCUCAUGCAUUUGCUGGGCCAGUGUUGAUGUUAUUGUACCCAUUAUAUGCAUCGGUGAUGGCUAUAGAGAGCCCUUCAAAAGUGGAUGAUCAGCAAUGGCUUGCUUAUUGGAUCUUAUAUUCAUUUCUCACUCUAAUGGAGAUGCUCCUCCAACCUAUCUUAGAAUGGAUACCAAUAUGGUACACUGUGAAGCUAGCAUUUGUGGCAUGGUUGGUUCUACCGCAGUUGAGAGGGGCAGCUUUCAUAUAUGAGAGGUUCGUUAGAGAGAAAAUAAUCAAGAAGUAUGCCGGAGGAUUACAUCACAAUAAGUCUCCAAAUGGCAAGGGCAAGAAGAAAUUUGUGGAUUUCCUUAUUCCUAAGAAAGGAGAGCAUGAAGCCUAUUGAGGAAGGAAGAAGGGCAUGACUAUUGCUUCUUCUGCCUUGUGUGAAUCCUUGUUUUUCUUUUGGGGCUUUGGCUUUCUUUUGUUGAUUGUACUGAUCUCUUGGCAAAUAUUGUACUAAUCUUUACGUUUUUGUGUAAUACUCGAGGACCAUUGUAACUUUUUCUGUAUCUAAGAAGUGAAUCAAUCGGUUUUAUUGCUUUGG